Molecule: messenger RNA, 291 nt
Organism: Abrus precatorius (Indian licorice)
Lineage: Eukaryota; Viridiplantae; Streptophyta; Magnoliopsida; Fabales; Fabaceae
Product: 50S ribosomal protein 6, chloroplastic
Exons: 1
Coding region: 1-291 (96 amino acids)
Biological process (GO): translation
Cellular component (GO): chloroplast; ribosome
Molecular function (GO): rRNA binding; structural constituent of ribosome
Source: RefSeq, a predicted model, not a curated record
AUGUGGGUGUCAACAAGCAUAUUGGGGUCACGAGUGGUGAUGGCGCCACAAUCUUCAAUUCCAAGAAUAAGUGAGAGUGGAUUGACGAUCGUGUGUUCUUCGAGGCCGAAAAAGAAGGCAACAUCGCAUCACAUGAAGACGAGACCACGCAAGACGCAACCAUGGGAUAUAAAUCGCAAACCUACCGUCUACUCUCCAUUGCCUCCUCUUCCUCCUGAUUGGACCGUUGUUAUUCCCGCCGAUGAUUCAUCCGUUGCCGUUACUGCUCCACCUUCCUCUCCCUCUACUUAG